AGACACCCAACCAAAAAGCUCUCUCCCCCCCACUCUCCGCCUACCGAGCAUAGUCCUUCCCCGUCAAUGGCGUCUGUACUGAACACAGUCUCGUCGAUAAGAUUAUCGAAUAUCAAGACAAACCCACUUCGUAUUCCGCCGAUUCUCGCACCAAUUUCUCUCUCUACUCGUCGGAGGCUUACGGUCAGGGCAACAGAGACAGAAGCUAACGAAGCAGUUAACGCUCAAGCUCCAGAUAAGGCCCCUGUUGGGGGUGGUUCGAGCUUUAAUCAGCUUCUUGGCAUCAAAGGAGCCAAGCAAGAGUCGGAUAAGUGGAAGAUUCGUCUUCAACUUACAAAGCCUGUUACUUGGCCUCCAUUGGUUUGGGGAGUGGUCUGUGGAGCUGCUGCUUCUGGAAACUUCCACUGGAAUUUGGAAGAUGUUGCCAAAUCAAUUGUUUGCAUGAUGAUGUCUGGCCCAUGUCUAACUGGCUAUACACAGACGCUCAAUGAUUGGUAUGACAGAGAGAUUGACGCUAUUAACGAACCUUAUCGUCCAAUCCCUUCUGGGGCAAUAUCUGAGAACGAGGUGAUUACUCAAAUCUGGGUGCUGCUUUUAGCAGGCCUCGGGUUGGCUGGCUUAUUAGAUGUGUGGGCAGGGCAUAACUCUCCUGUAAUAUUUUACCUUGCUCUGGGCGGAUCCUUACUGUCUUACAUAUAUUCGGCUCCACCUUUAAAGCUCAAACAAAAUGGAUGGAUUGGCAAUUUUGCACUAGGAGCAAGCUAUAUCAGUUUGCCAUGGUGGGCUGGUCAAGCUUUGUUUGGGACUCUUACGCCUGACAUAAUUGUUCUCACUCUCUUGUACAGCAUAGCCGGGCUGGGUAUCGCCAUCGUAAAUGACUUUAAAAGUGUUGAAGGGGAUAGAGCACUUGGACUUCAGUCACUUCCAGUAGCAUUUGGCUCUGAGACUGCUAAAUGGAUUUGUGUUGGUGCUAUUGACGUUACUCAACUCUCUGUGGCUGGUUACCUUCUAGGAGCUGGCAAACCAUAUUAUGCCUUAGCUCUUCUAGGUUUAAUCAUUCCACAAGUCUUUUUCCAGUUCAAGUACUUCCUCAAAGACCCAGUUAAAUAUGAUGUCAAAUAUCAGGCCAGUGCACAGCCAUUUCUGAUACUCGGUCUCCUAGUCACUGCUUUAGCAACUAGCCAUUGAUCUUCAUGUGGGAUUGAUUAUAUAGCAGAAGAAUAAGAACCAGAGACGCAGCAGAAGAGCACAGGUGAUGAUGAUGAUGAUGAUAGCCAUUGAUCUUCAUUGUUGCCAAUCUCCAAUAGGUACAGUUCCUCACGACCAUGUAACAUGCAAAAUGCGUCAUAAUUUAAUCCUCUUUUCGAGCAUGUCAAUACAACAAUCCACUGUAGGCAGGAGUGUGUAAUAUUUUCUACCCCUUUUUGUUUUGUUUUGUUUUUUUUUUUUGUUUUUUCCCUUUUGGAACUUCAAUGUAACUUUGUAGAUGCUUAAUUACUCUCCCCCUAUCUAAAGCUUUUGCUCUCUCAUUCCAAAUUGUUAGGAUUGUAUGAAUUUAAUUUUGAGAUUAAUUUUGUGGACAAAUAGUUUUUUUGUGAGAGCCAUGAUAUAUUGUUUUCUUGAAAA
Molecule: messenger RNA, 1626 nt
Organism: Cornus florida
Lineage: Eukaryota; Viridiplantae; Streptophyta; Magnoliopsida; Cornales; Cornaceae
Product: chlorophyll synthase, chloroplastic
Exons: 15
Coding region: 67-1188 (373 amino acids)
Biological process (GO): chlorophyll biosynthetic process
Cellular component (GO): membrane
Molecular function (GO): chlorophyll synthetase activity
Source: RefSeq, a predicted model, not a curated record